Messenger RNA from Stegostoma tigrinum, 9878 nucleotides. RefSeq names its product cilia- and flagella-associated protein 47-like. The transcript has 65 exons. The record is from RefSeq and is a predicted model, not a curated record. Bases 178 to 9747 code for a protein of 3189 amino acids. Lineage: Eukaryota; Metazoa; Chordata; Chondrichthyes; Orectolobiformes; Stegostomatidae. Gene Ontology annotation, molecular function: protein binding.
UACGGUGCAAGAAUACAUUGCUCACUUUACUUUGCGAGUUGCUAGGUAACGGCGAAUGCUGAGAGCCCGUGUUCCUUGGAGACAGUUUUGUUGGUGAUCAGGAAAGAAAGAUAGCAUUGGAAAGGAGACGGAGACAGAGAGACCUGGGACUGACAUGUGAAUCCAGCGGGCACAGAUAUGGAUAUCGCAGGGCUGAGGCUUUCACAUUCAAAAGUAAAAUUUAUUGCGACUGAACCAGGGGAAGUACGCCAGGAGAAAAUCACCUUGCAAAAUAUUAGCAGCGGCCCCAAAAAGGUUGUCGUGUGGCCAAUUCAGCACAAGUUAUUCAGGAUCAUUGUGAGCAAUAAGGAAAAUAAAAUUGCACCUGGAGUACAGAUUUCAGCCAGAAUAGAAUAUUCAGCACACAAAAGAGAAGAUGCAAAUGGUGAAUGCAUUGUAUCCAUAGAUGAAGAUCUUAUUAAGAUUCCACUACUUGCGUUUGUAUCUGUUUGUGAUCUUAGUAUUGAUCCAGAAAUUGAUUUUGGCACUGUGGCAGCCAAUAGUAAAGUACUUGUGAAGGAGUUGAAUGUUCGAAAUCAUGGAACUCUUUCAGGCCAGUUUUUUAUUGUGGAUAAAAACAACCUACCUUUUUUGGAUAUUUCACCCAAGAGUGCAGAUGUUUUGCCGAACGCACAGCAACUGGUCAAAAUUGAACUGUGUACUGUCCAGCCGAUGGUCCUUGAUGAAAUGUUUCUGGUACACUUGGAAGGUGCUGAAGAAACUACUCUGAGAGUUAAGGCAAAUAUAGUUGCCACCUUACUGGAAGUUCUCGAUUUUUCUGGCCAGAAGCUUGACUGUGUUCAGUUUGGUGGUACUUAUUAUGGAACAUCAAAGCUGCAUCAAGUUGUUUUGUACAACAACAGCCCUGAAACUGUUGAUUGGGUGACAGUGAUGGAAAACAAUGCUGUUGGAUCUGAAGUGGGUACAGACAUAUCCUUGAGUUCAGAUGCAGUUUUGGCAAAUCGGAAGGUAGACGAGCCAUCACCAAUUGCUUAUGCAUCUAGUCUGAUCAUAUGUCAACCUUGCCAAGGGAUUUUACAUCCAUAUAACAAAACCAUUGUUACUUUAUGCUUCAGUCCAAAGGAUACUGACCCUUUCAAAUUUCAUAAAAAAGAGAAUGAAAUCCCAGAUUACAGAGAUUAUGCCCUUUAUGUGAGGUUUGAAGCCCUGGGCAGCUGUGAUACCUUUAUGAAGAAAUCGUGUGGAAGCAUUGAGAGAAAAGUUCUUUUUGCAGAUGAGCCACAAGUUGAGUUAGCACUCACUGGAAUUGGAUUCCGUGUCUGUUUAAACAUCAGCCCAGUGACAGAAUAUGAUUUUAAGGAAUGUCUUCGUGGUGAAAAGGUUUAUGCUACAAGUACUCUUCAAAAUAAUUCAUCGUUGCUUCCACUAUUCUUUCAGUUCCCUAAGAUAGCGCAUUUUCGGAUCACUCCUGCAAAAGGAAAGCUUAAGCCAGGACAGUCAAAGGAUGUUAUUAUCUGCUUUGCUGCUGAGCAACUUGGCACCUUUCAAGCAAUUCAACUGAUAAAGUUUUUUGGACUGGUGAUGGUCCCAGACAAUCCAAUAAAAUUGAAAAUGCAACCAUUUCACCAAAUGAAAAUUACUUUAUUAGGUGUUUGCAAAGCUUCCAUGAAGAAUCUGGAGCCCAAACCAAUUCCUCAAAUAGCUCCUGCCAUUGCUAAUGAAUCUGGAACACUGGCUCAGGAGACAACUGAUAGAAAAGCCAAGUACAUUGAUUCAUGUCCUGUUGCACUCCCUACUGGCCAUGAAAGUAUGCACUUUUAUCAAAACAGAAGCAAAAAUGUGGAAAACAAGGUGCCUGUUUCAAGACCUGAUGACAGGUGUGCAAAUACCAGGUCCAGGAACAGAAUUGAAAAACACAUUGAAAAAACACAACAACGGAUUCCUGUGGAUCCUGAGUACACUUAUAAUGACGAUGAGAUAAUAGCAAUGAAAGCCCAUAAAAAACGUUAUGAAGAUUUUAUUCGGCAUCUAAGAUUGCGUCGCUUACAAAGGCAGGAUCGCAGAGAAUUUGAACAAUUUAACAAUGCAAAAGAUAUUGGUUUGAGACCUGCAGAAGGACUAGACUCUCCAUAUCCCAAAGUCAUACCCUUUAUGCCAUCGAGACAGCCACUAAAAAUAUGUUCUGCAGUGCCACCAGCUAGAAAGUCCAAGCUUAAAGUCAAACACAGCAAUCUUGGAGAAAAACCAGUAUUAUCCUGUCAUGACAAAGGUUCCACGGGUACAAUGGACCAUUUUGCAAAGGCUAGAGAUGGCCUUAAUGCUGUUCCAUCUUCACUUCAAGAGGAAUUGGAUUGCAGUUUGAUUCUGACACCGCAGCAAAUUCAUCAAAUAUCCAUUGGCCCAACUACAAUUGACUUUGGAACUGUUUGUGUAUAUUCAACAUCAAAGCAGAUUUUAAAUAUUGUGAACAACUUACCCACUCAUAUUCUAAUUGAAGUGACAACUGACUAUCCAGAACUCCGAGAGUCCAGCCCUUUAACUCAGGUGGUACCACCCUUGUCUGCAGCUUGCCUUCCAAUAAUAUUUGAAUCUACAUCAGAGGGAGUGUUUCAAAAGUCAAUAGACUACAAGAUAAACAACCAUCAUUUUGGUCGUGUAUUAAUACUGGCAAACGUGGUUUGUGUUGCUCUUGAGCUGUCAAGCAACGAACUGGUGCUGACCCCAAACUACGGGUUCCUAGCAGAAACGGGCUUCCGAACAACUGUGCGACUUUACAACAGGCGAAACUACCCUGCGCAAUUUAGCUGGAGUCCAAUUCUCUCAGAAGAUGGGAUCGCAUUUUUUAUCCGACCUGAUGGAGGCAUUGUGGAUGCUUUCAAUGAUCUGGAAUGUGAAGUGGUCUGGCACGCUUCAUUCUUCUCCCCUAAGGAAGGAGCGUUUGACCUUCUUGUACAGCAUGGGAACAAACUGAAAUUGAAAUGUGUUGUUAAGCUUGGCCGUGUAAAUAUUCGCUUUGCCGAGAAUCGUCUGCUUUUUAAGUCUGCUCCUUGGAAUUUAACUACCAUGAAAACAGCUAUUCUUAAAAAUUAUGGACAAUAUCAUGUUUACUUUAAGGUAAGAAAUGUGCAUCCCGUUCCUGGAAUGACUGUAACCCCUACUUAUGGAAUAGUGCCUGUUGGGGGUUAUGUGCUUUUCAAAAUUUUCUUCCACCCAACAACAGUGUUUAAAUUUGAUACCAGAUUAAAGCUAGACAUUCGUAAUUCAAAACUAUUGAAACUGCGGGUUGGUGGAUCAGUGAUAAGACCAAUGGCAGAAAUUGAUGUGAAAUGUUUUGUGUUCCAUGGUGUUUACUGUGGUUCUUCUUACAUGAUCCCAUUCACUUUAAUGAAUUCAACUGAAUCACCAAUCAAGCUUGAAUUUGACUUUACGAAGUACAGAGAUUUCUCACUGAAUUUUGAAGCCUCUGCAGAUGCAACGCAAGAUCUGAUGGAUCAUCAGUUGUAUAUUAUUUCUCUAAGCGGGAAAGAGAGUAUUAAGUGUGAAUUAGUAUUCAGUCCUCGAGAUGUGGCAUCCUAUGAUUUUAAUCUACCUGUGAUCAUCAAUGGGAGUACAACACCAUCUCCUCCUCCAAGUUCCGUACCACCUGAUCCUUAUGAUGAAAUAUCUAUAGGUUCUUCUGAAGUACAAUUAUUGAGUCCUGCUACUCCAUCUCGCAGAGUGCAAGCUACUGUACUUUGUCCACCACUUGAGCUCUCAGAUACCAAAUUGGAAUUCUCACUUCUGCCGGGAUAUAAUGAUAUGGGUGCUAUCGUAGCUGAUCCAUUUGUAAAAAAAAUUGAGAUCCACAACACUUCCUCCAAAGAAAUAAAGUGGUUGUUUGAUUUGGACAGUCAACAAAAUUCUGCCCUUGAAGAUGGCACUUUUAGAAUCUUUCAAUACUAUGGAAGUCUUAAACCAGGAGAAAGGCAUUGCAUUACAAUUGGCUUUUGCCCACGGUGUCCAGGCAAAUAUAGAUGUGACAUACCCAUGUUCAUUAAUGAGGACAGAACUACCCCAUAUCGAGUAAUCACUUUGAUUGGUGUUAUACACACCCCAAAAUUGUUCAUCGAUCCCCCCUUUGUGAUCCUGAACCCAGUUCCUCUGGGGACGGAGAUAUCAACAACAGUCCAAAUUACUUGUUUGGACUAUCUAAGUGACUGUACACUCCAAGCUGAAGUUCCAGAAAUAGAAACUGAAGAUGGGAAUUGGAUUAAUCCUAUUACUUGUCAGUUUCCUGAAGGUUCAACUUUGCCAUUUCAGAGUGAAACCAUUAAAAGCAUAACAUGCUGCAUUACCUUCUGUUCAUCCAGUCCAAUUUCAGCAUCAGUGGAUGUUACAUUAAUUGAUCAGGACAGAAAGAGGUUUACAUUACCAGUCUCGGCAUCUGCAGAUAAUUGCCUGUUAUCUAUAUAUAGAUAUAUUGCCCUCCACAGUGCAGACCAACAUGUUGUCCUCAAAACUGGAGCUAAUGCAAGCAAACAUGAUAGUAUUGGAAAGGUUCUUCUACAACGCUAUUACACUCCUGCCGCUUCCUCAUGCAGUUCAUCUACCAUCACAAGAUUCUCUCCCUCUACUUCUUCUUUUGAAGAAUCUUUUACAGAUAGUUCUGGAAAUUCAGAUUCCAAAGAAAAGAAAGGCACGGAGGGUGAAGCUGAGCCAUUAGGCAGAAACCACAAUUUGGGAGAUCUCUUGUUUUCUGCUGAGAAUUUUACUGAAGAUGUUUUCUAUCAAAGGGUUCUAAAUGCUGUACGGACUUGGUUCACCCAAUUUGGUUGGCCAAGUGGUAUGAAUCCAGUUUCUAUACCAGAUUCACUGCGAAGCACAAAACAUAUCGGGAGAGAUACGAAGACAAUUUAUGAAAUGCUCAACCAUCUGAGUGGCCAGUGGCUACCAGGAUUCACUGGAAGGAAACCAUUGCUUGGUGAACCUAUGGAACGUUUGCUACAAUUGCACUGGCAAUAUUCAACACUUCUUACAUUCUUAAAAGCUCAAGGAGCUUGCCUUGCUCAUGUGAAACCAGAAUUCUUACUUGAACCUGAGCAGUUCAAACAAUGGAACCAGCUACAGGGUUGUUCACAGAUCACUGAAAGCAUUGAAAUUUUUAAACUGGGUGAUGAUGUGUUUGAGUCUGUCAGCAAACGUUCAUGGACUGACUUGCUGCUACAGAUCUAUAAGGUUAUGGUUCUCUGUCGAUUGACACUGAAGGACAUCAACAACAUUUUAAGUGAUCAGAAACACUUAGAAAAUAUCCCAAGGAUAAAUGUCGAGCCCCUUUCCAGCAAUAUAUAUUCUACUGGUGAACUUGUCCUGCUGACAUGGCUCAACCAUCAUUAUGAAACAAAGAGAAGUGUUGUGUGGGAAUGUUGCCAGAAAGGUGCUAUACCACCAACACGCUGGAUAAUUAACUUUGAUUUAGAUUUGUUGGAUGGGUUAGUGCUUGCAGCUGUUGUAGCUGCUUAUUGCCCCCAUCUGAUUCCAACUCAUUUUGAAAAUAUGUACACUUCUCCAGCUGCUCCUGAGCAAUGCCUACAUAACAGUCUAGUACUCCUAAAAGCAUUUGAGGCCAUUGGCUUAGAUUUCGACAUUCAGGCCACUGACAUCUCAGAUCCAAAUCCUAUCGCAAUGCUUAUGCUGUGUGUUUACCUGUUUGAAAGACUACCGAACUAUCGCCCUAAGAUGACUGUUGAGUUCACUGGUGAACUUCAUGCUACAAUUGUUAAACAUGUUCGAUUACAAAAUCCCUUCAUGAAGGAUUUAGUGUAUUUUGCAACAAUUAUUGGGAAAGAGGCAAAUGAUUUUACUUUGCCCAAUGGAAAUGAAGUGGUCAUCCCAGAAAGGAGUCAUGUUGAUUUAAGUGUAGAAUUCAAAAGUCGGUUCUUGAAGCCGGAAGAAGCUUUGCUAAUUUUUGCAUCAAGAUUGGGGAAAGGAGUAGCAGCCACUACAACUACAUUUUUACUGACCUCACGAAUCAAUGGCAUUAAUCCUACCGAUACUUUUAAAUGUGAAUCUCCAUGCUAUCAGCAGAAAAGAAUGCAGUUAAACAUUUCCAACCCCUUAAAUUUAAGGGGACUCUUCAGGGUAAUACUGCUGGAAACCCAGAUCAGCCUUUUUAAGACUGAGGAUAUUGCAUGCAUUACAGCCUUAUUUGAUAAAGUGAAGAUGCAAAAUCAAAAGUCUAAAGUAACAUUUAGUGACUUACAACCUGAACAAGGUGGAUUUGGAAAUAAUGAUUUCGGAAAUGAAGUGAUUAAUCAAAACAUGGGCCAGAAAAUCUCUCUCCAAGCAAAUUGGGUGUCAGAGUUCUUCUGCGGAAUCGAAUCGUUGCAUUUCGAGCCGAAGCGUUAUUCAGUCUUGGAAGUUCUUUAUCUUCCCUUUCACACAGGAAAAUCCUAUUGUACCAUUUUGUUAAUAAAUGAACAGAUUGGAGAAUUUGUGUACUGUCUGGAAGGAACUGGCUGCAUCCCAUUGCCUUCUACUGGAUUAGAAGUGUCCAGUCCUGAUGCAAUACCGAACUACUGUGCUGCUUUGGAUAACAAGAAUGCAACACAAGUAAUUCUACACUACAAAUGUAAUGCCAACCGUACCUUCGAUCAAGAAGUGAAAAUUCCAUUGAUUAAUGAAGCCAAAGAGAAAGCUUUGGCAAUUGCAGGACAGCAGCAGAUGUCCCAAACAGAAUAUAAGCGCAGAAAAAUUGCAGGAACUUUGGAAAGCAGCAGCGUCCGAGCUUCAGUUGCAGCUUCUAGUCCCUGCUGCACCCAGAAAAAGCUGCUUCACACCAUAGCAACAGAGUGCACGGGGCCGAAGGUUGUUGACUACUCUGUGGAAUUAUCCAUGUCAGGCAAUUUUGAAAGUCCAGACAAGAUAUCGAUUCCUGUAUCCAGAGCACGCAGAAUGACUGCAGAGUUACCAAUGACAUGUGGGAGUCUGAACUUGAAUAAAGCAGAUAAGGAAGAUUCAGCUAUCCUGCCAAUGAAAUUUCUUGCAAAAGGACCAGGUCGAUACACUUGUCAGAUUCUGCUAAGGUCUCCAUGUGACAUUCGUUUGUACAACAUUACAUGUAUAGUAAAUCCUGAGGACAACUUGGAGACUGAAUUGGAAGUUAUUGCUCCCACCCACCAAUCUGUCAUCAAAAAUAUUCCACUGCAUAAUGACUCACGGGAAGACUGGAAAAUUAAAGCUGUUCUGGAAGGGAAAGACUUCUUUGGCCCAUCAAUGCUGUACAUCCGGGCUUGUGAAACAUCGAUGUAUCCAUUAAUGUUUAAACCAAGUUUUGAGUGUGUGACUAUGGGUAAACUUGUCCUGGUGAAUGAAACAGAUGGCACUGAACGUACCAUCAACCUCAAAGGGGUUGGCAAAAAGCCUGUGGCCGUGGAUCAUGUCAUGAUAGACUGCCAAGUAAGACAGAUUACAAGGCAGGUCUUAAUGGUUCCUAAUUAUACUCAAACCAGGUUAACAUGUAAGGUUGUAUCAGACUUAGUAAUAGUCAGUGGAGAACCAAGCAUUACCUUAAAAGCUGGGCAGACUGCUCCAUAUUUACUUAACAUUUUACCUUGGAAACGAGGAAAGUUUACAGGUGUUAUCUCAUUUGUGGUUGAAGAUGAAACACAGCAGCAACAGCAGCUCCCCCAGUGCAGUAGCUCUGUGGAAAAGUUAGAUAAUGAGCAGCCAACAAUAAAUGUGGCAUCACUGGCAUGUAAAGCAAGUGGGAAUGUAAAUUCUGACAAGAACAUAUUGUACAGAGUUUGGUUUUACUUGGAGAUUAACGCGAUCCCAGCUCCACCUGAGCAGUGUCUUGGUGUGACCUGUGCUGUGCUGGAUGCCAUUGAUGUGAUCAUUCCAAUAAGUAAUCCUCUUCAAGAACACCUGACACUUGAUGUAACGCUGAAUGGAGCUGGGAUUACUGGAGACACUAGCCUGGUAAUUGGGCCAAAAGAAGUUAUAUCAUAUAAAGCUAGGUACACUCCUAGUGUUGUUGGUGAAAGUCUUGGAAGUGUUACCUUCUACUCAGAUCUCAUUGGAGAGUUUUGGUAUGAACUAAACCUCACUGCAAAGAAGCCAAUGCCAGUUUCCCUUCCAGAAUUGCAGUGCGAGCUGGGAAAACGGAUUUGGCAGGUGAUCCCUCUGGCUAAUUCUACGAUUGAGACUCUGAAAUUGGAAGUAAUUAACAAUAACCCAGGAGCUUUCUCAGUAGAGAUUGAUCCUAGAAAAAGAUUAGUUGUGAAUUCUCAGUCUACGCUUGAAGUACCUUUUCAAUUCUCUCCGUCAACCCUGGGAAAAACCAAUCAUUGUGCAACUAUUAUCUUUAAGUGUCCUCAGUUCGAAGAGUGGACAUUUCAUCUGUCAGGAGUAGGCUUGCUGCCCCAGCAGAUGGACCCUGUCAGUGUCAGUGCAUGUGUCAACUCUCAUGCAUCAGUUAUUGUGCCCUUUGAGAACCCAACAAAUGAGCUCCUUCUGGUGGAUGUUGUGAUGACAGAUAAUGAACAGGUCACGCACCAUCAACGUCCUUCAGACCUGCUACAAUGCUCUAACAAAGAGACUGUUUUCUGCAUUCCACUGAAGCAAAAUCAAGGUCUGUUACUUCCCCCAAAAGGAAAACUGGAUAUCCCUGUGAUCUUUGCACCUGAUGACAUGGCUUUAUAUGAGGGUCUGUUGGUGGUACAGAUUAAGAAGCAAGAUGGAAGUACUUGGAUUUAUGAAAUGGAUGAAGUGACCAAUAAAGAACUAAGAAGUUUUUGUAGAUCACAAUGGGGAGGCAUUUCUGGAAUUCGAUGGCUGUAUCCAAUUUAUGGUAUCCCUGAAACAUUGUCCACAAAACUGUUGCCUGCUGUGAUUCAGUGUCAAGCUAGAAACAGAAAAGAAGAAACAAUGGAAGUUCAUCUGACAGGUGUCGUUCCUGCCUCUUCGUAUGAAGAUCCAACACAGAUCCAAACCAAAGUCCCUUGUAUUUACAAUCAAGAGGCUGGUCAGGGCGCCAGUGCAGGACAAACCCCAGCAGGAGACUUUUUUUAUGAAAUUCAAUUUGACACUGAGAAUGCCAGAAUUCAAAUGGAGUCCACAAUUGCAGUAAACUUUGUGAAGAAAAAUUGGGACACAGAAACAGGCAUUGUCACACUAACUUUCAAUAUUAUUUUUGCACCAUAUAAACCAGUCAGCCAGUCAGCAAUGCUGAAAGUGCGGUCUGCCACUGGUGGAAUCUGGAGAUUCCCAUUAUUGCUGGUUGCCACUGAGCCGCAGGUAGACGAUGUGAUCAAUAUUGAAGCAUUAGGACUAAAUAAGGAAUCUGUCGUUUGCUUUCGGCUUACAAGCCAGACGAGGUAUCCCAUGCCCUUCACAGCACACUUCCUACCUUGUAGUGAUCAGGCUUUUGUAGUAUCACCUCAAGCUGGGGAACUGCUUCCACUUGGCUCCACUGGGACUCUCUUCACUGUUGGAUUUACCCCACGUAUGUACAGCAAGAAGUACAAGGCAAAACUGCUGAUUCAGACCAUGGAUAUGCAAUGGAUGUAUGAGAUCAAUGGUUUGGAUCCCCAGUACGCUCCUCCUAACCUUCAACAUGGCAAAAUUGUUCACAAAGGCUUCAAGCGGUCUGUUGCAGUCCAACAGCGUAACUUCGUCAAAGAAAACCUGAAGGUGAUAACAACUGCAGUGUCCUCUCCUCUAAAAGGCGCUCCUCUUGUUACUAUAAAUAAAACAAGUAAAGCAAAAUAAGUAUGAAACAAAACAUUACGUCUCAUUUUAUGAAGAAUUAGAUUAUUUCGUCUGUCUAAAUAAAAGCCCAUCAUUCAUAACUGAAAUUUUUACAUGGAAAACCAUAUUUUUAUUUACAUGGCAAUCUAGUA